Messenger RNA from Macaca mulatta (Rhesus monkey), 5669 nucleotides. RefSeq names its product chromosome 10 C20orf204 homolog (gene C10H20orf204). The record is from RefSeq and is a predicted model, not a curated record. Lineage: Eukaryota; Metazoa; Chordata; Mammalia; Primates; Cercopithecidae.
CCUCGGCCUCCCAAAGUGCUGGGAUUACAGGCGUGAGCCACCGCACCCGGCCGUGAGUUUAUUUUUGCUAAUUUAACCUUAAAGCACUGUAAUGGUUCUCAUCUCUAGGUUGAACGUUGCAUUACCUGGGAGAGUUGGCUGCUUUUCAACCUUAGCUGCAUAAGGAUAAAGGACGUCGUCAGGCCUGGGAUCGUGUGUGUCGGAGAUUUUUCAGCCCACGAAGGCGAGCUGCGCCUCGUGUUCAGCCCACAAAGGUGAGCUGCGCCUCGGAGGCUGCUCUUGUUCCAACGGAGAUUUGUUCAGCCCACGAAGGCGAGCUGCGCCUCGGAGGCUGCUCUUGUUCCAACGGAGAUUUUUCAGCCCACGAAGGCGAGCUGCGCCUCGGAGGUCGCUCUUGUGCCAACGGAGAUUUGUUCAGCCCACGAAGGCGAGCUGCGCCUCGGAGGCUGCUCUUGUUCCAACGGAGAUUUGUUCAGCCCACGAAGGCGAGCUGCGCCUCGUGUUCAGCCCACGAAGGCGAGCUGCGCCUCGGAGGCUGCUCUUGUUCCAACGGAGAUUUGUUCAGCCCACGAAGGCGAGCUGCGCCUCGGAGGUUGCUCUUGUUCCAACGGAGAUUUGUUCAGCCCACGAAGGCGAGCUGCGCCUCGUGUUCAGCCCACGAAGGCGAGCUGCGCCUCGGAGGCUGCUCUUGUUCCGAGGUGUCUUCACCACGGCCUGUCAGGCUGCAAACCAGAGCGCCUGCCCCAGACGGCAGCAGAAGUGACAGCAGCCAAGGAUGGGGACCCGCCAGCUCCCGGUGUCUUUACGCAGAGUCACAGCCCCAGCGAGACCCCUCAGCCCAGGAGGAGUGAGGCCGGGCCAGCAGCGGGGGCCCGGGAAGCCCCACGUCUUGGGACCUGCUGGGGCAGGGCCCCCUGGAUGUCAGGCUGCAGGUCCAGCAGCUGGGGCGGGCAUGAGGGCCUCCUGCCAGCUCUGCCCAUCAGCCAGCUCCCUGGGAGAGGCAGCACUUGCCGGCCACAGAGUUGGCCCCAGUCUCACCUGGCUCCCCUCCCCCACCAGCUGGGCCCUGCACCGCCCAGCCCACACAGCGCCCCGCCCCUCCUUGACAGAACAGUAUCUCUGGGACUGACAAGUUAAUCCAAGACCCACAUUAGCCCUGGAUCCCCUGGGAGAGGUGGCUACUCAGUUCCAGGGCCAGGUUAAUUGAAGUGAUAGGGAGUGGGGAGGAGGGGGCAGGGCUGGGAUUGCGUGGCCUCCUUCCCUCUCCUGCUCCCUCCCUCAGCUUGGAGGAGCCAACUUCAAAAGCCUCCGCCUGGCCUGCCCCUCUGCAGUCCUCCAGGCAGCCUGUCCAGGGAAGCCGUUGGCUGGUGGUGGACCUGGUGCGGUGGUGCACACCCCGUCCGAGGACCCCAGGAUCAUGUGUGUGGCCUGCUGGCGGGAGUGAGGGAGGGCAAGACGCUGAAAGGCCCAUGGUAUCCCCCAAGCCUGCACUCUGGGCGCUCCUGUUGGCGCUGCUGGGGACCGCGCCAAGCCGCGCCCAUUCCCCGGCCUGCAGCGUCCCCGACGUGCUUCGCCACUAUCGCGCCAUCAUCUUCGAGGAUCUGCAGGCUGCCGUGAAGUGGGGCGGGGCGGGGGCCGAAGAGACCAGGCCAGGCUCCAGACACUUUCAUUUCAUACAGAAAAACCUGACUAGACCCGGGAGCUGGGGACGGCGGGGACGGCCUCGGGCCUCCUGUGGCGCCCAGAAGGAGCACAGUAUCCUCCUGUCCAUCUCAUCCCUGGGUCGGACCCUGCGCGGGGCGGUGGCCGGGAGCCGCCGCGGUGCCCUGGAGAGAGCUGCGUGGACCGUGGCUGUGCGCACCGAGGCGGUGAUGCGGCGCCACUGCAGGACGCUGCCCCAGCGGAGCCGGCGGCCCGAGGUGCGCCCUGCCCGGCGUCGCGGCGGCCGAAGGCAGCUCCUGCUGCGCGCCCUGGACGCCGUCGCCACCUGCUGGGAGAAGCUCUUCGCGCUGCACGUCCCGGCCUCCAGGGGCUCCUAGCGCGGCCCGGCCUGGCUCUGCCUCCGGUGCCCUGCGCGGGGAGGAGAACCAGCGGGGCCGCGGCAGAGCCUGGAGACGCGCCUCGUUUUGUCGACUUGUCGGUGACCUCGGCCCCCCGCUCGACGCAGCCCGCGCUCCCCGCAGGGCCCAGGACUUGGAGAAGGGAGCGCGCCCGGCCGCCGCUGGGUCUCGGAGGAGGCCCGCCCUCCACGCGCCGAAGGCCUCAAUAAACGGAGCUGGCGCUGCGGGUCCGGCACUCCCUUCGCCUGCCUCUCUGUGGGCCUGGGACCGCCCCGGGAUCUGCGCUUCGAUGGCGGGGGGGCGGUGGAGGGGGAAUGCGGGGACCGGCACCUCCUGUGGCACCUGGACGGGGCGGAGCCGCCGCUCCCAGCCUCGGGCAGCAGAGGGCGGGCGCGGGACGCUGGGCGCGCUCCGGCUCGGUCAGCUGCUCCCGGCUGGGCGGAGGGGAGAGCGGGGGACUCCUGGGGCCCCUAAAACGUCACGUAUCCAUCCUGCUCCACUUUGGACCGGGGCCGGGGGUGGAAAUUGAGGGGAGGGGAAGGCUGGACUUGGUGGAUUCGGAGCAAAACAACCGGAUAAAGGAAACGGGCCCGAAGGGAAGCGGGAGCUGCGGGCCCUGGCUGUGAGCUUGGCCAGGCUAUUUCCUGCUGCCUCAGGAGGGGUGGCCACGGCCUGGGCUCAGAGACUGCCCAGCCUCCUCUGCAGGACUGGCCAGGCUGGGGCCUGCUUUCUGGCCCCUGGCACCCUGCAUUUGCUGGGGGACUGACCCCUGGUUCCCUCAUCUGAUGCACGGGUCUGGGAGUCUGUCACCCGCUCCCUGAUCUCGGCCCAUGGAGGAGCACAGGAGGUAAAGUCCCUGACACCUGUUCCCUCCCCUUCCCUGAGAGGCAGCGGGCAGGCUGUGCCUCUGGCAUUCUUUGGGAUCAGGGGCAGCAGCAGAAGAAAGAAGUAACCUCCCAAGCUAACCCUGGCCCAACUCCACACUCCGUGUUAAUGUAUUUCGUCUGCACAGCAAGAGCUACUGUCUGUUUUAUAGAUGGGGAAACUGAAGCACGAGGAGGCUGUGAGACUUGCCCCAAAUCACAGCCAGCAGUGUAAGAGCUGGCCUCAGACCCAGGCCCAGGGCAUGGGCUCUGCCAUACGUCCCCUGCCUGGAGGCUGGGGACCAAGCUUCCUGGACUUCAGAGCCUUGGACUCACCUGCAGAGUUAGCACUUCUGACAGAGUCCCUGGCCAUGCUCUGAGCACAAGCACCCAGCAAGCGUUCCCAGGCCUAGUUCUGCAUUGCCUGCUCCAUGGGGGCCAGCGUGGGCAAGUGUGGGAGGGAUGAAGGGGAGAGGCAGGGUGCAGGAGCCCCAGCUGGAGCCAAAGCACUUGAGGGAGGCACUCGGACUUAUCCCUAGGCAGCGGAAGGUCUCUGGUGAAAGAGGGAUGUUAGAAUUGGGAAUCUAGAAAGAUCCCCGCGGCUUGCGUGGAGGGCUGGUGAGGAUGAAAGGGUAAAGAGAGGUACAGGCUGCCCAGGGUCCUGGCUGGAGUACCUGGGUGGGUCUUUGGGGAACCUGAACAUGGGAAGCACUAAAGGGGGAGUGGGUCUGUUUGAGGUCCCUGAGGGAGCUGGGGAACUGUGGGCGACUUAUGCUGGGGUGUGGAGCAUAAGGUACGGACAGCAGAGCGUGGCUGGGAGGCAGCUGAUUUGGGGCCCGGAGAAAGAAAAGAAUCCAGGGUUCUGGGCUGGGCUCAGGGACAGGAUGGGGACAGGCCCUCCAUGAAGGCUCCCACUGUCACACUGCCCCAGGGGCAGCUGACUUCUUGCGCUUAGACCUGCCCCAACCCCUGGGCCAUGGGGAGGGCACUCCUCUCCUGUCCAUGCAUGACCUCCUGGGCUGCUCCAUGGCUCCUGCCCACCCACAGUGCUCCCGUUCCGCUGUUCAGAGCAAUCAGAGGCUGGGGAUGUGGGUGGGCAACAGAAACAGCUCCCUCUACCCAGACUGAGAAAGGUUCAAACAAACCACAGCCUCAGCCUCUUGGGGGCAGGAGGAGGAACAGAGGCCUCAGGGUUUUGGGGACACAUGUCCGUGCCUAGUCCUGGGCCACAACCACACGGAUGGGUGAGAAGCCCUGUGUCCUGGCCCAUGGCUCCUCCCCUCACGCAGAAUGGGAGCAAGGUGGGCUUUGGGCUUCUGGGACAAAGUUCACUUGUCCAGGAUGGCGACAGCCCAACCAGACUAGGUGUAGGGGCAUGUGUGGAGCUACAGGAAGAGGCCCAGAGCUACCGAGAGCCACUGAGACUAGGAGAGAAGCCGCGGUGCCUGCUCAGACCUGAGAGGCUCAGGUCCUCUUUGGGUUCAGUGCUGGGACCGUAGCCCCUCUGUAGCUCCAUGAGGAUAGAGGCAUGUCUCCCUCAGCAUGGUACACCAGCACCUGGCCCAGGCUAGCACAUGAGCUGCUCAAUAAAUGUUUGUUGCCUGGAACUGACCAGAAUCAACCCAGAGAUGGAAAGAGACUCACUGGCCCCACGGCCGAUAGGGACAGAGCCAUUGGCCAUGGAACCACUGAGGGCAGAUCCCAUGGACUGGCCCUGUAUGUCCAUAGACCGAAUGGUGGUGCCUUCCCUGCAGAGGCCCAGGGCAGGUGGCCUGAGCCUGGUUCUUUGUAAAAUACUGUUUCUGGGUUGGAGCUGCACACGGUACUGUCCUGUCCCACCCUCAUGCCUUCUCAGGGCUUGGCUGCUCCAGGGAGGUGGGGGCUGUGCCAGGGUAACAGAUGGGGCCUGCAGGGCACUGGCUGGGGUUGUGCAACUUCCCACAGCUCAGGAGUCAGACCCCUCCAUGUGCAGCGCUGGGAAGAGGGGGCCAGGCAGGCUUUGAAGGGGGCCUGGGUCCCGAGGCCUCCCCAGACUGGGCGCCUUUGAAAGAACAUCUGGAACUCGGGCAACUGGCUAGUCUCUGGAUUUGCAAAACCAAAAGUUAAUCCUGACUUUUCCUCUUGUGUGUUCCCCACCCCUGCCCCCAAGCUCCUCUCUCUCCCCACCCCACCUCCACCUCUUCAGCGGUGGGGGAUGCAGCCUCUCAUGAUCUCCCAAAGCACCUUCCCCCACCACCACCGCUGGCCCCCACCCCAGCCUGGGAGUUCUGCUGAAGCUGACCCGAGGGAGGUGGUGGGACAGAUGGAUGUUGUCUCAGUACCUGCCAUACCCAGGCCCUGUGAGCGGACAGGACAGAACACCACGCGGCGGCUGGAGACGGCUGGGGAGGAGUGUGAGUGGUCCUCAGAGGAAACAGCUGCGCCCAGACCUGGGAGGUGCCCGGCCUUGUGUGGGCUCUGAGCCCUGCAGGUGUGCAGGGAGGCCCCCCUGCUCCAGCUGUGGCUGACUCGGAAACAAGUUCCCCCCAGCUCCGGGAAACACACACUCACUGGUGGGGGGAAGCCAGGUGCUGGGGCCCAUUGUCUCUGCCAGUGCCUUCAGGACCCUAGGGGAGGCCCAGCGACAGCCCCCAUCCUGCCCCCUCCCCAGGAAAAGACCCAGCUUUGUAAACACAGAAACAACCAUCGCUGCUCCCCGCUCUUCCCCCUCCCCAUUACAAUCCGGAAGAGCCAGCGGGAGGUCGCA